This is a messenger RNA of Stylonychia lemnae, 2634 nucleotides long. NCBI's taxonomy places the organism in Eukaryota, Ciliophora, Spirotrichea, Sporadotrichida, Oxytrichidae. The record is from the annotation of a GenBank genome assembly.
AUGAAUAUCCACAAUUAUGACGAGUACAAUGAUUUUAAAAAUGAUAAAGACUAACUCGUUCAUCUUAAUUAGACAUUUUUCAUGCUGAAUGUGUCACUACUUAACGACGCUAAGUUUUAUGAUACACCUCAUGAAAUACUACCAAGGACUGAUUUAGUUAUACAAAAGUAGGAUUCUUAAAAGCUCAUCUACGUAUUUCUUGACAGAAAUCUCACUCUCUACAGAUAUAAUAUGAUUUAGUAAUCAGAUAAAAAUAUGGAAAAAGAUAUAGAAGUAUAACUCAAUAAAUCAAUAGUGAAUGAUACUUGCUUCGAUCUUUAGGUUAGAGAUAAUAUGAAAUAAAGCUUAGUAAUGUUUUAUGGAAUAUUUGAUUAAAUAAAAAUAAGAUAUUUGUCUUUUCUAGCAACAACAGUAAACAUAAACUUCGAUAGUGAUUUAGGUGUUAAAUUCAUGGGCAAUUAAUUCUUACAAACAAUUGAUAAAGGAAUAUUUCUAGAUGAAAUGUUUGUCUAAUAGAAGUCCAAUCAUCUCACGUUCAAUCAAAGCAAUGUAUUUCAAAAAGAAUAUUAGAUAGAUUUAGGUCCAACUCUAACUUUUAAUAAAAUGAUAGAUUACCUACCCAUUGAAAAUUAUAAGUUGAUGAUUGCUAUCCUGCUAGAUAAUCGGUUGAUUGUUUGCAAGCAUCCUGAUAUAUUUUAUACUAUAUCUACUGAUCCUUAAUUUUCAACUCCACCUUAGGUAAUUGAGUAUGAUCUUUCUGAUCCUGAUAAUAUCAUUAUAAAAAAGAUUUACACAGCUCCAGAUGAAUUUAGCAAUCAUAUAGGGCUUAAUAUUAUUACAGUAAAUAACAAUUAUUUGGUUCAUGUAAUGGAGGAAAUUACUACAAGAAAGUAAUACUUGAGAAUCUAUUCUAGAACAUCAAAUAGGCUUGACAUUGCUAAAGCUGAUUAUAUAUUUGAUACUCAAUUUAUGAGCAAUACAAUAGCAUUCGAUAGUGCUGUUUUUAAUCAUUUAAUAAUCAGGAACGAGUAGAAAAUAAAGCUUAUUGCUAUUGAUGAUUACACACUUACAAUAGAUGCAACAAAUGAAACACUUAUCAGAAAAUACAAGAAUAAUCUGAUUACAUGCAUGAUGUCGGUAUAUAAUUAAGUCUAUAGAUACGACUAGGACUUUAACAUAACAUUUGUGGAUUAAAACUACACAUCUGUUCUGUCUAAAGACUUGGGAAGUCCAGAUUACAUAACUAAUAUAUCACUAUUUUACAACUGUGGAGAUUAAUCAUUUAAAUAUUUCAUCAGUGAUAAUUUUUUGGGACCUAACUUUGAGCUUGAAAUACAAUCUCCCUCAGAUGAUUGUGAUGAUGGGAAUUGCCAUUUUAAGACUAAGAACUAGGAGUUUAAACUUGAAUUUGAAUCUUCUUUUGAUAUAUCUAAAUGUACUUUCUUUCAACUUUACACUCCUUAUUAGGGAGGUUAGGAAGAUAAUGAUGGAUAUAUCCUUGUUUGUCUUAACAUAGAGUAAAAUACUAUAAAAUCUUACACCUAAAACAAGUUAAACAAUUCUUUUGAUUUAAAUAAUGCUAUCCAACUUGGCGAACACUAAGAUUAUGUUUUCCAUUCAUUUAACACAUAGUAAAGAGGUUUAUUUUAUAUUGUUAGAAAUAAUCAUCAAUGGAGAGAUAAUCGUUUUGAAAUGCAUCUAUUUAUUGUCAAAGAAGCCAUUGUUUGGAGACUAAAAUUAGAUUCAAAUGACAAUUCUUUUGAGCAGUAAUUUGAGUAAACAUCAAUGAUGACCUAUAAUUAAGAAUUCGAUAGAGGAGUAAUGGCUCCAUUAGAUUUAAAUAUUCCCAAGUAAAUAUUGGUACUAUUCGAAGUUAGUUUUUAGCCUGCUUACCUAAGGGAAAUAUCUUCCUUUGAGCUUGAUACAAUAUUUAAUUUACUAUCAACUUAAGUAAUUCAAGGAUUUGCCAGUAAUAAUGCCAUUAUAACUCAGCAAUCUGAUAGCACUGUAGGAGUAUUUGAGACUUAAUCUCAGCAGUUUCAUUAUAAGAUAUAAUGGAUGAAGACAUAUAAACUUCUAGGAGAAGAUAGAAAUAUUCUCAAUGAUAUAGACUUUAAAUAGGGACAGUACUUAAUCUUAUAUGCUGGAGAGAAUACUAUCUAGGUCUAUCUUUUAACUACUGAUCUAAGAUUAGUUUAUCAAAAGCAGAUGCCUUUAUUCAAAGACUACUCAGAUUUCAAAUUCUCUUUUAACAGACUUUAGCCGAGUCCACUAAAAAAAUCCUUCUAUGAAGGUAUGCUUUCAAUAGUACUUGAGAAAGAUAUGGAGGGUAUUAACCAGAUUUCUAAAAGAUAAGUCUUUAUUUUCUGUAUAUAUUGCGAGGCACAGCAUGAUGCAUUCAUGCUAGUAGAUGACUUAGGCGGUUUCUUUGAUGAUAAUAAUUUAACAAAAAUAUAACUUUUCAAAAAGGGACCAGAAGCAGAUUUUAUGUUUCUUGCUAGUAAGAAGGACAAGGUAAAGAUUUUCGAGGUGGAAGUAUUUAACUACAUUCAAGCAAGGACAGGCUAAGAAAAAUACGAAGCUUUGGUAGCAAAAUGUUCCUAAUAAAAUAAUUUGGAGACAGACGAGAAUUGA